GCUGACAUCAAACCCAAAGCAAACUCUGUUGAGGCAACAACAGCUGGAGCAGCAGCGGUAGCAUCUCUCCUCGAUCCUGGACAAUAUCUAAAUUGGGAGCAAUCAAAUCGAAGUGUCGCCACAACUGCAACUGCAACUGCAACAUGCCACGCUACCAGCAACUUGUUAACGAGAGCAACAACAACUCGCCACAACAGCAGCAUUCGGAGCAGCCGCCCAGCGUUGGCUAUCAUCUGUACUUGUAUCGGGAGCAGCUAGCCCGUCGCAAGGUGGAGUAUAUUCGUCUGUCGAAGGCCAAAUACUUCAUUACCGAAACGCUGCUGGCCAAGACCUGGCGCAAUCUGAAAGGCUGCAGCGCGGACGACCUGAAGACGGUCAACAAUCAGAUUGUGUUCAAGCACAAGCUACGGCAUCAGAUACAUCGUUUGCGCAAGCUACAAAAUCUGGGCAUUCGCAAUGCCAAUCCGCACAUGGAGAGCACCGAGCUGUGAGGCAGUUCCCCAUUCCCCACCCCCUUUCCGCACAGCCCCUCGUCUAUGACCCGAGCAUAGCGCCAGGCGGCAAUGUGUGUCAUCCAGUUCCCAGUGGCGGGCAUGUUAAGCUAAUUUCUAGUUUUAGUUUGUAAUCGAUUUGAGGCUGUUUUAUGUUGGCCUUAUUACUAAGGCUAAAUUAAAGUCAUGCCGCAUAGCUGUUAAGAAUUAAAUAAUUAUUUAAAAACUCACAAAUGUCUCGCAUAUAUAUUAUGGCUUAAAUAAACCCGACAUAGCUGACCGCCACGCCAACCACACGAA
Molecule: messenger RNA, 791 nt
Organism: Drosophila virilis
Lineage: Eukaryota; Metazoa; Arthropoda; Insecta; Diptera; Drosophilidae
Source: RefSeq, a predicted model, not a curated record